Molecule: messenger RNA, 891 nt
Organism: Colletotrichum spaethianum
Lineage: Eukaryota; Fungi; Ascomycota; Sordariomycetes; Glomerellales; Glomerellaceae
Exons: 1
Coding region: 1-891 (296 amino acids)
Source: RefSeq, a predicted model, not a curated record
AUGGCUGCUCAUUCCCCUCUAAGAUUCGCUGUCCACGUGGCACCCCCCAUUCCCUGUGUUGACUUUAUCAACAACGUCAAGGAAGGAAAUACCUGGUCGCCUAUUUCAUGCACCUUGGUAUAUUCAGAUACGGAAGCAGUUCUUGUUGAUACGCCAAUCACUAUUGAACAGACAAAAGGUUUAAUUUCUUGGAUCGACAAAGUUGCACCGAACCGCAAGCUUUCAUACAUCUACAUCACUCACGGCCACGCUGAUCACUUUCUGGGUAUUUCGCAGCUGGUUCAGCGCCAUCCUGGGGCGGUUCCUCUGGCAACCAAGGCCACAAUCCAGCACAUUAAGCAACAGUUGGAAGACGAGUACUUUCAAAACACCUGGGAGGCUUUUUUCCCAGUUGGCCAGAUUCACAAGCCCAUAACCCGACCGAAGCCUUUGCCAGACAGCAAUGAAUUCAAGUUGCAAGGCCGCUGGGUCUUCAAAGCGAUCGAAGUAGGACACUCCGACACAUAUGACUCUUCUGUGCUCUGGGUACCAGACCUUAAGCUCGCAGUCUGUGGUGAUGCCGUUUAUGGCGAGGUCCAUCAGAUGCUCUUCGAAGCCAAUACGAAGUCUAAGCGGGAGGAGUGGAUUCGUGCCGUAGAGAAGGUUGAGGCGCUCGGCCCCGCAUAUGUUGUUCCAGGUCACAGAAAGGCGGAGGAGCCAGACGGCGUGUGGCAUCUUGCGAACACCAAGAUGUACCUCCUUAACUGGGGAUAUUUACUUCGGGACCGACCUAAGGACCCUCGGGAGCUAUAUGAAGCUAUGAUAAAGCUGUAUCCUAACAGGUUUAACCGAAUGCCCGUGCUUUGGAGCGCCAAAGCAGCUUUCCAAGCACCAGAACAGGCGAGGUUUUAG